UGAGGUGGCCGAGGCGCGCUGCCCGCUCUCGCGCCCGGCCCCGUGCGCCCGAGGGCUGCAGCUGGCGGGGACCUGGCAGGGAGACCUGUUGGAGUGUGGCGCGCUGAGGGCCUUCUUCGUUCCCCGAGCUGCUUUAUCCGACUGGACAGCUGCGGGCCUCCGAGGCCGUUCAGGGGUGCUCGGGGUGAGGACAGCCGGGAGGCCUGUGGCUGUGAGGGAUUGCGAGGCGUUGACAGCAGAGGGUUGCAUUCUGAAGUCUUGGAGCUUUCAGCGAAAGUCUGGGAUUACAGCUUUGCGGGACGGCCGACCCUGCGCCACAGCCUGAGUAUUUCUUCCAGCAUGUCGGAGGGGGAGUCCCAGACAGUACUUAGCAGUGGCUCAGACCCAAAGGUAGAAUCCUCAUCUUCAGCUCCUGGCCUGACAUCAGUGUCACCUCCCGUGACCUCCACCACCUCAGCUGCUUCCCCAGAGGAAGAAGAAGAAAGUGAAGAUGAAUCUGAGAUCUUGGAAGAGUCACCCUGUGGGCGCUGGCAGAAGAGGCGAGAAGAGGUGAAUCAGCGGAAUGUACCAGGUAUUGACAGUGCAUACCUGGCCAUGGACACGGAGGAGGGUGUGGAGGUUGUGUGGAAUGAGGUGCAGUUCUCUGAGCGCAAGAACUACAAGCUGCAGGAGGAAAAGGUCCGAGCUGUGUUUGAUAAUCUGAUUCAGUUGGAACAUCUCAACAUUGUUAAGUUUCACAAGUAUUGGGCUGACAUUAAAGAGAACAAGGCCAGGGUUAUUUUUAUCACAGAAUACAUGUCAUCUGGGAGUCUUAAGCAAUUUCUGAAGAAGACCAAAAAGAACCACAAGACUAUGAAUGAAAAGGCUUGGAAGCGCUGGUGCACACAGAUCCUCUCUGCCCUAAGCUACCUGCACUCCUGUGAUCCCCCCAUCAUCCAUGGGAACCUGACCUGUGACACCAUCUUCAUCCAGCACAAUGGACUCAUCAAGAUUGGCUCUGUCUUUCAUAGGAUUUUUGCUAAUGUGGCUCCUGACACUAUCAACAAUCACGUGAAGACUUGUCGGGAAGAGCAGAAGAAUCUACACUUCUUUGCACCAGAGUAUGGAGAAGUCACUAAUGUGACAACAGCAGUGGACAUCUACUCCUUUGGCAUGUGUGCACUGGAGAUGGCAGUGCUAGAGAUUCAGGGCAAUGGAGAGUCCUCGUAUGUGCCACAGGAAGCCAUCAGCAGUGCCAUCCAGCUUCUAGAAGAUUCAUUACAGAGGGAGUUCAUUCAGAAAUGCCUGCAACCUGCACCUGCUCGAAGACCAACAGCCAGAGAACUUCUGUUCCACCCAGCACUGUUUGAAGUGCCCUCACUCAAACUCCUUGCUGCUCACUGUAUUGUGGGACACCAACACAUGAUCCCAGAGAAUGCUCUGGAGGAAAUCACCAAAAACAUGGACACCAGUGCUGUACUGGCUGAAAUCCCUGCCGGACCAGGAAGAGAACCAGUUCAGACUUUGUACUCCCAGUCACCGGCUCUGGAAUUAGACAAAUUCCUGGAAGAUGUCAGGAAUGGGAUCUACCCCCUGACAGCCUUUGGCCUGCCUCGGCCCCAGCAGCCACAGCAGGAGGAGGUGACAUCACCAGUUGUGCCCCCUUCUGUCAAGACGCCAACACCUGAGCCAGCUGAGGUGGAAACCCGCAAGGUGGUGCUGAUGCAGUGCAACAUUGAGUCGGUAGAGGAAGGAGUCAAACACCACCUGACACUUCUGCUGAAGCUGGAGGACAAACUGAACCGGCACCUGAGCUGUGACCUGAUGCCAAAUGAGAACAUCCCUGAGUUGGCAGCAGAGCUGGUGCAGCUGGGCUUCAUAAAUGAAGCUGACCAGAGCCGGCUCACUUCCCUGCUGGAGGAGACCCUGAACAAGUUCAAUUUUGCUAGGAACAGCACCCUCAACUCGGCCGCUGUCACUGUCUCCUCCUAGAGUUCACUCGGGCCAGGCCCUUAUCUGAGCUGUGGCUGCCCCUUCCCCCCAGUCAGUAUUACCCUGUGAAGCCCCCUCUCUCCUUUAUCAUUCAGGAGGGCUUUGGGGGCUCCCUGUCCUGAGCUUCAUCCCACCCCUCCGUCUUCCUCCCCUCUGCACUUUGUUUACUUGUUUUGCACAGACGUGGGCCUGGGCCUUAGCAGCCGCCUUCUAGCUGGGGGGCUAGUAGCUGACCUUCGGCUCCCGCCCAGCCUGUGUGAACAGGAGGCCCGUGGGCGUUCCGGGAGCCGUGUCCUACAAUCCCGCUGGGACAGACGGGCGGGAGAGAAAGGUGGUGCUGCAGUGGUGGCCCUGGGUGGCCAUUCGAUUCGCCUCAGUUGCUGCUGUAAUAAAGUCUACUUUUUGCUAAAA
This is a messenger RNA of Heterocephalus glaber (naked mole-rat), 2382 nucleotides long. RefSeq names its product nuclear receptor binding protein 1 (gene Nrbp1). The record is from RefSeq and is a predicted model, not a curated record. Lineage: Eukaryota; Metazoa; Chordata; Mammalia; Rodentia; Bathyergidae. Gene Ontology annotation, molecular function: ATP binding; protein kinase activity. Gene Ontology annotation, biological process: protein phosphorylation.